UACAGUCUUCGUUUUCGCAUCUGUACGUACUUUUGGGCCGCUCUGCGUAGCCCGGUACAUGACGUGGUGGACGCCGUUGCGACAUGGAGCUCUGUGCCAUGCAGCCACUACGGCUACUUGGUGGUGGCGCUGAGAGCUCGAUGCUGAUUUAAUCGCGAAUCGCGGAGAAAUUAUUUUUGCCCUUACGUCUAAAACUUGCGUGAAAUGACAUCUUGUGCUUGGACGUCAUGGGAACGAUUUCCAUCUGUCAGCACCAAAGAAGCUCCGACUUGACAGCUCUGAUCACGCUGGUUUUCUUCGUAUUGCUAACCGUCACUCUUAGCGCAAGGCAUCUUGGCUACGAUCCCCGUGCGUUCCUGUCCAGUGCAUCUCGUGGCUUGCGCCAGGAAUGCUUAGGACAACAAGAUUAUCGAAAGGUCGUCGAGCGACACGUCGACGUAAACGAAUCGGAGAAGAACAUCUUCUUCCUCGAGACUGCCGGCGCGUCGUGCAUCAGUGAACGUGCUGCGUGCGCCAUCGAGUCCGCAGCUCUACGGCAUCCAUACUACACAGUUUGGCUUCUGACCAUACUGGAGAUACAGGAUUGCAGGCCUCUCAAGAACUUGCUACAACUGCCAAACUUCCGACUGCUCAACAUUGACCUAAACUCAAUGAUCAAAGACAGUGUUCUUGUGCACUGGUAUCUAAAGGACGACUGGAACCACAGUCCUUUCCGUGUAAACCACCUGAGCGACGCCUUGAGGCUGCUGAUCCUUUGGAAAUACGGCGGCGUCUAUGCGGACAUGGACGUCCUAACUCUCAAGAGCUUCGGCGAACUGCGAAACGUCGUCGCCCGAGAGCUAUUCCCCGACGUCGGCAACAGCGUCAUGGUCUUCGACAGAGGGCACCCCUUCCUCUUGCGUUGCCUUGAAGAGUUCAGUAGAACGUACAAAUCUCGCAAGUGGGCUCACAACGGACCCCGGCUCCUGGAACGCGUGCUGUCAUGGUUCUGUCCACGGAACCUUCUCGGAAAGCUGCCACUCGUCCAGUGCUCCGGCGUCACGGUGCUUCCAGGCACUGCCUUUUAUCCCAUCAACUACCUGGAGUGGCAGAAACCAUUUCAGAGAAACGAGACAGCGGCGGUGUUGCGGGCCACAACCGACAGCUACGCCCUGCACUUGUGGAACUCGUACAGUCGAGCCGCAACGGUGGAGCGCGGCUCAGCUUACGAUAUGCUCCGAAAGAAGUUGUGUCCGAUAACGAACAGGCUCACGAAGGGCUACAGCGGCCGUAAGAAAAGUUCUGGACGCUGAAGGAGCAAAACCGCUAUCUGCCGACCAGUGUUGGCCGUCAUGGUUGGAGCCAAAGUGGCGUGAUAAUUGUGUCUAUUGCUUACAUGCCAUGUCGUUGGUGAAUUCAUUUUGCGUCGCAAUCUGGAACAGCCCGGCGAAAUGGGUUCCGACGCAUGCCACACCACACGGCAGGCAAAGAAAUAUGUUCGCACGUUCCAUGGGCUCCUAUAGAUUAGGCGGCGAGCUUCUAAUCUGAUAUAGGCCAUAUCAGCGUCACCCUAUUCUUUGUCAGCUAUGUGGCAGCAGGUGUAGCCGAAUUUACCUGGUGCGCACGGCAGGCAUCGGAAAUGGUUAUGUUUUAUCGCGACUCGGAGGUUGAGCUUGAAAACUAAGAUUUGUAAUCUAGAAACGUUGGCUGCACCUGUGCGCCAUAAGCAACUUUGCUUGCCUCUCAGUACUCUCUUCUUAUAGUGUCGACAAAUAACGGUGUAAUUUUUUCCAGCUGCUUCAGUCACUGUCAUAUGGAGAUGCGUAAUACAUUAAAGACAAGUUUAGGCUGGCAUGCGAACCAAAUUUUUAUUUUUUCCCCUAGAUUGGGUUGUGUUAGUAUUCGUAUUGGCGUAAGAGCAGCGGCUGAAUUUUGUGGCGCUCGUAAAAUACACUACUGAUACAAAAAAUACAACACAGUUCAUUAGGAAUGCCACCCAUUUCCAAUAAUUAUAACUUGAUUACAUUUAGUAGAAAUGGGCAGCAUGCUUUUUUACACAUAGUUUGUGCAGCGCAGAGUUGAUUCUGGACAUUUCAAAAUGGAGGUAACAACGGCAGCGUGGCACUUUCAAAUACUUACUUAAAAACUUCUUUGCAAAAGCUACAUUUAAUGCACCAGUAUUUAUCUUGACAUAGUGAUUUAUCAUAGUAUCCCGCCUAUUUCUUGAUAAGUGUGAUAUUGGGGGCUCUAGUAUUUAUGCCAGGGCUGUGGGCUAAAUCCUGUGCCGCAAGUAAAACUCAAUUAUUUGCACUCUGGAGCAUUUGAAUGCGUAAUUUAUUGCAGAAGCCGUAAUUACCUCAGAUAUAUUGAGUUUUGUCUAUGUAUAUCCCUAACGUGUCCCUUAUUUUCUCCGAAUAUAAACUUUAUGUAAGAAAUGUAAUUAAAUUAUGAGGUUUUACGUGCCAAAACCACGAUCUGAUUAUGAGGCACGCCGUAGUGGGGGACUCCGGAAAUUUGGACCACCUGGGGUUCUUUAACGUGCACCUAAAUCCUGAGUACACGGGUGUUUUCGCAUUUCGCCCCCAUCGAAACUUCAUGUCACGUAGAUUUGGCUCGCGACACAGAAACCGAGCAUAAAAUGGGCAUAAAAGACACUUAAUAUUUUUUUUUACAAAGGCAGCGUGCGAUGCACGUGCAUUUACUUCUCGCACAAAUUUGCCAUAGUGUUCCCCCAUGUUUGCUCAAUUUGAUGUUGGGGGUAUUUGUAAGUAUAUUGGAGCAGUGGGUUAAUUUUUUCAUUCGGAGCCUAUUCCUUUCCGCGAAUUCUACCAACAUCUCUCCUCUAGUGUUCCUAGAACCGAUGCCGCAGUUGCCAAUUGGUUGCUCAUCAGCCUGCUUUUCCCCCGCUUUUGCAUUGAAAUAUCCCAUGACUGCAGUACACUGCGUUUGCACCUUUCUCAUUGCUAAUUCAACAUCUUCAUAAAAAUGUUCUAUUCCUUCAUCGUCGUGACUGGAGGUUGGGGCGAAGGCUUGUACUACCUAGACGCGCAUAUCAAAUGCCAAUUCUACGUAGUUCCCUGCAGUGCCUCAGCGCGUGAAAUCUGAGCCUAUUUGAGCGUAAGCGCCGCUCAACUAAAACUGUAUCCUGCCGAGCAAAACUUUGUUACACGCAAAAAUACUACUUCUCCCCGGCAGCUACGAGUAACCAGUGCCCAAACGAUCGUCAGGCAGCCAUCUCCCAUUUCUUUCGAAACGAGGCAGUCUCCGGCUGUUCCAAAAAUGUACAGUUUUGUUUUGGCAUAAUAAUGCAUCUUUGGUGCGUACACAUCACUUUGCCGUGUGGGUUUCCGCGGUUUCGAUAGGUCACGUGAUAGUGAACUCGGCUUGGCCCGAAAAACAUUUCACCAAUCGUUCAAGGCUAAUGAUGACCAAGGCGUAGAAUCGGAAAGAAAUGCUUUUGUUUUGUUCGGCCUAUUAACCCAUAAGCAGUGUGCACACGUUAUCUUGAGAUGGGGACUGUUUGCGGUUUCUGCGACGCCUCGUGACAGGCAGGCGAAGUGGACGCGGAACAAAAAAUGUUUGACGAAUCUGGAGGCCUGACGAAGGAAAAGGAGCAUGAAUGGAGACAGAUUAGAAUAGCUUUACGUGAUAGCGCCCUAGUACUGAGUAUUUAUUUUAAAAUCACAUAGUUGAUCUGGAUAUUUAAGACGUUCGGUACACGCCACCCAUAAAAUGGUCAAAAUAUCAAAUUUCUGCUGUUCUUGGACCUCUGAAAGAAGUGAGGAACCUUGUACGCGUUUCAUAAUAAAGCUUCUAAUUGGGCCAGAAACGAAGGCUUAAAAUUUUUUUAAUUUAAUGAGUAAUUGAUACAAACACCCGAAUAUUCGCCUGAAUAUUGCGCCUUAAAUUCUGCACAUUUUUUUUUUCAAAAUACAAACUUGGUGAGUGAUUUAUUCGUCUGAAUAUUGUUUUUUCGCCUGAAUAAGUUUUUUGGAAAACCUUGAAAACAAGCAUAUAACAUUUUUUGAGUGCUUUUAAUCGAAUUACAAGCGUGGCGUAAAACGAAGCCACGUAUUAGCGCGAAAGCGUUUAGGGGCCCUUGUCGCAGAAAAUCUGGCGUCGGCGUCCGUGUCGGCGUUAAACAUCGGCGUCGGCAAUGUCGAGCCACAUCAGUCCGCACCACCCCGACCGGGUGGGCCCUUCGCGUGGCGCAAGGCGUUAUUGAACAAAACUUGAAUUUCUCAAAGUAAAAUCCGUCGAAAAAACCGUAAAGUACGACUUAAUCGCAACCUACAGGCUUGAUAGCGUCGGAUUGUAAUUUGAACAUACGAGAAAAACACCUGAUAAGCAGCCAGGGACUAUUGAAUGCUAUCGCAUUCCACUCUUAAAGGCCAAGCUUAAGCGUCCGCCCACGUCCUCCCAUUUUUUAUCUUUUCUUUUUUUUAUAUAUGGAAGCUUGGCUAACGUUAGCUGGUACACACUAUAUAAAGCGUGACUUUGCAUGCGUGCGCGCGCGAGCCUCGUUCAGUUGCCAUUGCUCUUACGGUGCACACCAUCAGAUCUUUGGGUCGUAGACCGCUAUAUAAGCAAGGCGGCACCCCACGAUCGAGUGCAGAGAUUUUGCAAAGCACAGGUCCGGCAAUGGACCCUGCUGAAUGCGGUCAUGCUGUGGCC
Dermacentor silvarum is the source of this 4653-nucleotide messenger RNA. RefSeq names its product lactosylceramide 4-alpha-galactosyltransferase. The coding region runs from base 228 to 1292 and encodes 354 amino acids. Gene Ontology annotation, biological process: glycosphingolipid biosynthetic process. The record is from RefSeq and is a predicted model, not a curated record. Gene Ontology annotation, molecular function: hexosyltransferase activity. The transcript has 6 exons. Lineage: Eukaryota; Metazoa; Arthropoda; Arachnida; Ixodida; Ixodidae.